AUGAAGUCACUCCUAUUUUCAAUUGCCUUUCUUUUCACCAUAACAUUCUUAUUCAAACAUUGUUCAUCCCAAAUCCAACCAGGAGACAAUAAAACCUUCCUAGAUGGCCAUAACGCUGCUCGUCGCGAAGUCGGGGUUGAUCCAUAUACAUGGGACAAAAAGCUUGAAGCCUAUGCACAAGACUUUGCUAACAAGAGAAAAUCAAGCUGUUCAACAGACUUGAGUUCAAAGAUUCCAUAUGGUAUAAACCUAGGUUUAGGUUAUGGUUCCUUGAGUAGUUUUCAAACGAUUGAUAGAUGGGUUAGUCAAAAGUCCGAUUAUAACUACACAUCAAAUUCUUGUGCCAAAGGUAAAGAUUGUUCGGCUUAUACACAAGUUGUUUGGCGUAAAUCGGUUCGUCUUGGUUGUGGUAGUGUUGCUUGUGGCAUUGGAUGGCCUUUAUUUGUAUGUGUUUAUGAUCCUAAGGGAAACAUCCCUGGUGAAAAACCUUAUUAA
Messenger RNA from Chenopodium quinoa (quinoa), 495 nucleotides. RefSeq names its product pathogenesis-related protein 1A1-like. The transcript has a single exon. Lineage: Eukaryota; Viridiplantae; Streptophyta; Magnoliopsida; Caryophyllales; Amaranthaceae. Bases 1 to 495 code for a protein of 164 amino acids. The record is from RefSeq and is a predicted model, not a curated record.